Molecule: messenger RNA, 393 nt
Organism: Gongylonema pulchrum
Lineage: Eukaryota; Metazoa; Nematoda; Chromadorea; Rhabditida; Gongylonematidae
Source: the annotation of a GenBank genome assembly
AUGGUUGACGAGCAGGGCGUCCUGCGCCACCUGAUUCUUUCACCGGAAGCUACACCAACAUCUCGUUUGAUCCCGCCUGCCCCGCCGCCGGCAACGAUCGGUACGAAUGCGCCGCCGCAUGGCUCGAAUAUUGCGGCGCCACUGAAGCCAUUUACGCAUGGUUCGCCUUCACCACCAAUUGUGCCUCCUUAUCCACCUCCAAUUCCGCCGUAUCCUCUCCACAACAAUGCCGAUUUUGUUGAAGAUGGCGUUAGGAAAAAUUGGAUACCGCAUGGGAAGAAGUUUGAUGGGGCCCACAUGAUCCAGGUACCAGCUGGUAACGGCGAUGACCAUGUAAGUUCGGUUAACAACAAUUUACUCAGAAUUUUCCUCGUUGGGCCAACAGUGAAAUAA